This is a messenger RNA of Protobothrops mucrosquamatus (brown spotted pit viper), 903 nucleotides long. RefSeq names its product A-kinase anchor protein 1, mitochondrial. Bases 1 to 873 code for a protein of 290 amino acids. The record is from RefSeq and is a predicted model, not a curated record. Gene Ontology annotation, molecular function: RNA binding. Lineage: Eukaryota; Metazoa; Chordata; Lepidosauria; Squamata; Viperidae. The transcript has 9 exons.
AUGUCAUCAUGUAACCAGCACUUAGUAGGACGGCUGAUAGGCAAACAAGGGAGAUAUGUGAACUUCCUGAAGCAAGUCUCUGGUGCCAAAAUCUACAUUUUCACACUACUUCACACCCAGGACUUCCAGAUCUGUCAUAUAGAAGGCUCUCAGCAAAACGUUGACAAAGCACUGGCCCUGAUUGGAAAGAAGUUCAAGGAUUUGAGUCUCACCAAUAUCUAUGCUCCACUACCCCAACCGUUGCCAUUGCAUUCCCUCCCCAUCACCUCCUGGCUCAUGCUUCCUGAUGGAGUUACAGUAGAAGUUAUUGUGGUUAAUCAAGUCAAUGCCGGGCACUUAUUCGUACAACAACACACGCAUCCCACUUUCCACGUCCUUCGUAGCCUAGAUCAGCAGAUGUAUCUCUGCUAUUCCCAACCUGGGAUUCCUACGAUGCCGACCCCAGUAGAGGUUGGCGUUGUCUGUGCCGCACCGGGUGUGGAAGGCGCGUGGUGGCGGGCACAAGUGGUUGGCUACUUCAAAGAUGUCAGCGAAGUGGAAAUCAGAUAUGUGGAUUAUGGUGGAUACGACCGAGUCAAGAUUGAUUUGCUUAGACAAAUCAGAUCUGACUUUGUAACCCUGCCAUUCCAAGGAGCUGAGGUUCUUUUGGACAACGUGGUGCCACUUCCAGAUGAUGAUAACUUCUCAUCUGAAGCUGACACGGUUGUUAGUGAAAUGACCAGGGAUACACCCUUACUUGCAGAGGUUACAAAUUACGACAGUGCAACGGGCUUGCCGCUAAUACAACUGUGGAGCAUGAUAGGAGAUGAGUUGGUGUCCAUCAACCGAACACUGGUGGAAAGAGGAUUUGCUCAGUGCACGGAAAACUACUAGCAAACCCCUUAAUCCAUCUUCUGGACUGCU